AGAAAUGGCCAUUUUUUAUUUACCACCACCCUUGUGUUAAUGUUGGGUCUUUCUGGAUAUGACCAGGACUUCAGGCUAUCUGGGUAAAAAAUAUUCACUAAACAUUUUGCUUUUAAAAACAAAGGAUUGGCUACUCAGCAGCCACAGGCACAGGUAGCUCUAGGGACUGGGUUUGACUCCCUUAAACCUCCUCUGGUGCGAGUGUAGCAGCUAUUGACAACCACAUUGAGCAAGCUAUGGAUCUGCUGAAAAGCUAUUUGAUGUAUGUGGUUAGAGAGGAAGUGGAGGUCCUCAAAGAACAAAUCAGAGAAUUCAGAGAGAAAAAUUCCCAGCCGAAGCAGGAAAACAAUCUGCUGAAGACACUGGCCAGCCCUGAACAGCUUGCCCAGUUUCAGGCCUGGCUGCAGACUGGCUCCCCCCACCCCCACGCCACCUUGCAGCCACAGGGGACCACACAGCCCCCUGCCCAGCCAGCAUCCCAGGGCUCAGGACCAACCAUGUAA
Choloepus didactylus (southern two-toed sloth) is the source of this 503-nucleotide messenger RNA. Its product is annotated as TSC22 domain family protein 1-like. The record is from RefSeq and is a predicted model, not a curated record. NCBI's taxonomy places the organism in Eukaryota, Metazoa, Chordata, Mammalia, Pilosa, Megalonychidae. The coding region runs from base 237 to 503 and encodes 88 amino acids. The transcript has a single exon. Gene Ontology annotation, biological process: regulation of transcription by RNA polymerase II.